AUGGAUGAAUUGGAAUUGAUUUCGCGAGUUGAGACAAGAAUUGUACUUGCAUCAACAGACGACAAGUUCUCAAGCACUUUAGAUUUAUACUUGAGUCCAUUGUUGCAAAAGUUGUCUUCAUCGCGCGAAGAUAGCCGAAGAAAAGUGCUUUCUAUUGUGGAACACAUCAACACUAGGCUCAACCCCAAUGUGCAGCUUCCAGUAGCGAAACUUCUCAGCCUUGCCACGUCCAGAGGCUCUGAGAGUUUAUUGACCAAAAAUGUUGCUGCAAACUUUUUGAAAAAGGCCUUGGAAAAUAAAUCAAUACUGCCUUGGAUUGCGCCUCUCGGUAAAUCUUUAGAGUCUGUGACUACAGAGUCGCUGCACCGAGCUUCGCUGCUGUUUCAGCUGUUUCUACAGGGCAUUGUAGAAUGGAGUAAAGCCGAAAAGCCUGCUCCAAUCGAUUUCGAGGACUCGGUACCAGGAAUUGCGAAGAGAUUCACUGAUUUGUUCAUGGUUGAUCUUGCAUUCAAAACCCGUCAAGUGGCGCCAGGCUUGAACCACAACGACUUUGUCUUCCAACUGGGCCCUAACGCGGAGUUGUCUGAAGCUACACUUUCUCAGUCAAAAAUAGCUGUCCUGAAGUUUAUUGAUGGCGCGGAAUGGCCCGCUGAUCUCAAAUACCUACCUCUGUUCGCAGCCUCUGCCGAUCGGCUGUCUGACGUUUCAUCAUCUGCAACUGCACAGCUACGCAGACUCUCUGUGCCUUUGAGUCGCGAUAUUUCAACCAAACUUCAAACUCUGGCUUCGGGUUCUGGGGGCGGGCUCUCGGCCAAAAACGCUUUGCAAAUCAAAGUGAUGGAAAUAUUCGCAAAAGAACCUGCUUUCGCCCCUGCAGAUCUUUCCGGAAACUUUCAGCGUGCUUUUGAGUCGGGUGAUCCACUUUUCCUCCACACAGCUAUCAGACUCAUAAAAUCUUUGGCAAUUGAGAACAAGGUGUCACCCAGUCCCUCUUCUAUCUUAUCUACACACGCCGACGCCUGGAUCGAACAUCUUCGAACCUAUAUCAUGAACACAGGAUGGCCCGUGUCACACGUUUCUGCACCCCAGUCUGAUUCUUUACGGCAAAGAGCCUAUGAAACCAUCGGUCUGCUUCAGCGGUUCACUGAGAUCAGAACGUUGUCCAUUGUGAGGUUUCUGGUAGAGAGCUUAGAGCGAGAUGCCACGAUAUAUGUGCCCAGCAUUCAACAAGCUCUCGGGGAAAUUAUGACACAGAUAUCAUCUCUCACUAGUGAGCUUCAAGCUGAGCUCAAGAGUAUUCUUCUUAGCACACUUCGCUCGGCGAGCCGCGAUGUAACAAAGUACGUCGCUGUAAGAUUUGCAAUUAUGGGCUUUCCUUUUGAAGAUUCAGAAGCCAGAGUUCUAUGCCUCCUUGGACAAGAUCCAGCCAAUCGUUCUGAUGUCCAAGAGGAAGCUCGCCGCGGUCUGCAUCCGUAUCUAUAUGAGAAAACUACAUCCAUGUAUCUCGAAUCUGUUGAUGUUAAGUUUCCUGAUUUCGAGGCUCUGCUAUUGACGAUUGAUAACGCUAACUUGCAGGAGUUUGCUCCACAAGUUUUUGACAAGGCCAUUCUUUUGCUUUCCCAGAUUCUUAUCAAUUCGGCCAGCCCCAUUAGAGUCGAUGCUGAGUGGACUAAAGUUGUAGAUGCAGCUCCGAUCUAUGAUCUCAAGGUACGGAAAGCAGUCGCCAGUUUUCUGAAUAGCAAGCCAUCCGCAAGCAAGUUGUUCGAUUAUUGUUUUGCGGCGUUAUCAUCCGGUUUAGAAGCAUACCAACACGCUCCAAAAGUUUGGAGUAUGUUGAUGAAGGUAUCUCCACAGCAACUACUCACUUCGCAGGCUGAAAGAUUGGAAAAUAUGUUGCCCUUACUGGAAGGACGAUUUAAAGAUGUAAUUGCUGACGGUAUCUCCCGCAUAUGUCCAGCGUCAUCUGCCUCCGAACUUGCCCGCAAACUCCUGCCUCUAUCUAAGGGCAGGGCCUCUGCUUUGGCCUCGCUUCUUGAAAAAGUGUCUCUAGAUGGGCUUGAAGUUCCCAAAGAUCUUGUGUCGAGUUUAAUUUCCUACUGUAAGGAAGAGCAAUACGUUGGUCCGCUUUUCAACCUUGCUUGUGGUGGUCUCCUAGCUCAUUCUGAUGAACUUUUGGAGUUCCUAAAAUCGAAAGGCGAUGAGAAAUCUAUGCUGGUUCUUGGUGCUUAUCGUUUAUCGAAUCCAGACCAAGCCAAGCUCUAUAUGGACACGCUGAUCUCUUUGAACAAGUCGUCUAACAUCGACACUUUGCUGGCUAACGGUGAAUCCUUGUCCAUUUGUGCUUCUGGGUGGAAUUCUAGUGCUUUGGAGAAUUACAGUAGCCCCGAGAAGUUGUAUCAGACAUCUCUGGUUCCUGAACUCUUGGAAGAUAUUUUUGCUGGAAGUAAAAAGACAGAUCCUGCAGUAAGACGCUCUUCGUGCGUAAGAUUGCUUUGUUUAGUUCAAUUCAGCUCCCACGAGACGAAACAGUACGUUUCAGAGGUCCAGAAAUACUUUUUGAGGUUUUUGUCUGAUGGUGACGACGUCUCUCAAGAAGCCGCGUCUCGGGGACUUGGAAUCGUGUAUGAGCAGAGCGACGAAGAGACAAAACGCAACCUAGUAGAGAAGCUUGUUGGCUCAUUCACUUCUGAUCGAGCGUCGCAACGUGCUAUGGCGGGCACUAUUAGCGAAGAUACCCAGCUAUUUGAACCCGGUGUCCUAAGCACAGGAGACGGCUCCAUUUCCACAUACAAAGAUGUCCUCAAUCUUGCUUCGGAGGUGGGUGACUCAACUCUGGUUUACAAGUUUAUGUCGUUGGCAGCAUCGUCCAAAAUUUGGUCUAGCCGGCGAGGUAUGGCGUUCGGCCUCGAGUCUAUUAUGGCGAAGGCGGACUUCGAUGCCGCCAGUCCAACAAAGAAAAAGCUCGUGCCAAAACUCUAUCGUUACAUUUUCGACCCGAAUACCAAAGCAAGAGAAGCUAUGCAGAGCAUUUGGAAUGUUUUGGUACCCGAUCGUCGAAAGACCAUCUUGGAGUACUUUGACGAUAUCAUCAAGGAGUUGCUGAGUGGAAGCAGUGCGCGCGAAUGGCGUGUCCGUGAAGCAAGCACUCGUGGUUUGACUAGUCUUGUUGAGACUUUGGAGUGGCGACAUUUGGAGCCGCGUGCAAUAGAGCUUUGGCAAGUGGCGUUCAGGAUGCUAGAUGAUAUCAAAGAUAGCGUUCGCAAAGCAGGACUUGACUUUACCAAAUCCCUGGCGUCUGUUUUAACAAGACGACUGCAGUCUCAUUCUGAGACAAAUAGUAACCUGCUUUCAACUCUGAUUCCAUUCCUGACAGGUCCUAGGGGAUUGCAAUCAGAGAGUGAAGAUGUGAGGGUUUUCGCAAUGGAGACCCUCAACAAAAUCGCGAAAAGUGAUUCCGAUGAUUUUAAGCCCUUCAAGCUUAAGUUUGUUAAUGACUUUACACUUUUGUUAUCAACAAUCGAGCCUCAAGCAAUGAAUUAUCUUGCCCUCAACGCUGCUAACUAUGGUGUCGACGCUAGCACAAUUGACGAAAGUCGUAUGCGGGGGUUGAGUCGGUCGCCUAUAAUGGAGACUCUUGAGUCUUUAGUUGACAGACUUGAUGAUAGUGAGCUUAGAGAUUAUCUUGCUGACCUACCGAAAACCAUAAAAGGUUCAGUGGGCCUUCCCUCCAAGCUUGCUUCUGCAAGGUUAGUUAUCUCGGUGUGUCUUCGGUUUUUCAGGGACAUCGACCCUACUCCGGUACUACGAGCCUGUGCGUCGCAAUUUCAUGAUCGCAACGAUUUAGUUGCCCAAACGUUUGCCGCUGCUGCAGGUUAUGUUUGUCGUCUGACACCAUUAGCAGAAGUUUUAAAGUACCUGGAUCUUCUCAAGACUAGCUACUUUUCAGAAGAUGCAACCGACCGUGAGCGGCUCAUUGUUGCCGUGGCCGUGAGCGCCAUAUCAAAGCAUGCAUCGGAUGUUUUUGCAAAUUCCGCUGCGCUUGGGUUGCCUCUGGCUUUUGUCGGAGCUAAUGACCCUGACAAAAAUGUUUCUAAAGUUUUUGAGGAGGUUUGGGCGUCAAAUACCGGCGGUCAAGGUUCGAUCCAGCUCUACUCAAAAGAGAUUAUGGAGUUGUCUGCCCCACACCUGGUAUCAACCCUUUGGCACAUCAGAGAAGGUGCAGCCAGAAGUAUAGGCAAGACAGCGGAAUUUUUGAAAGAGCCAAAUGAAGCAAUCCUGGACAGCUUACUGAAGGCCAUGUCAGGACGCAGCUGGCCAGGGAAAGAAUACGUAUUCAAGGCGUUGGUUAAAGUGAGCCUUUUGGGCUCAGGCGAUAUUGACACUGUGAGUAACCGUGUGCUCAAUGAAAUCCAGAGGCGAAAUAUUCAAUAUCGUCUAAAGAUUCUUCCCUAUGUUGGUGAAUUUCUGGCAAAAUAUCCUGGCUCCAGUGUUUACGCAGGGUUUUCAAGCGCAUUAUUACCAUUUUUUGAAACAAAGGCAGAACGUCCAGCUACUGUAACUGAAGACGAAGACGAAGACGCAGUUUCAGCGACCGAUGAGGAGAAGAUUGAUAUCUUAGCAAGUGCAGUGGAGAGUUACAAUAGUGGCUACGAAGUGGAGGGUUGGCUAGAGGGCCUUCUUUUGAGUUCGCUGGCCAGCUGGAAGUUCAAAGUAGCUGUCUGCCAGCACAUGGUUGAGUUGUCUAAAAAAGACUAUUUCAGCCAGAAUCUCUGGGACCGGUGCGCAGAUGCUUGUGCCACCGAUUACACGCAUGAAUCUGUCAGAAUCGAAUGGGUCAGAGCUGCCGGGGCGCUAGUCGAUUUCGGCGUUAGUGAUGAUGUUAGACGGCGAAUGCUCAACGAGCCUUCGUCAGUGGUUAUAACCGAACUUAAAAAGUACAAUUUUGUGUAG
Wickerhamiella sorbophila is the source of this 4950-nucleotide messenger RNA. RefSeq names its product Proteasome component ECM29. Gene Ontology annotation, cellular component: nucleus; cytoplasm. The record is from RefSeq and is a predicted model, not a curated record. Bases 1 to 4950 code for a protein of 1649 amino acids. The transcript has a single exon. NCBI's taxonomy places the organism in Eukaryota, Fungi, Ascomycota, Dipodascomycetes, Dipodascales, Trichomonascaceae. Gene Ontology annotation, biological process: proteasome assembly. Gene Ontology annotation, molecular function: molecular adaptor activity.